This is a messenger RNA of Triplophysa dalaica, 860 nucleotides long. RefSeq names its product protocadherin gamma-B1-like. Gene Ontology annotation, biological process: homophilic cell-cell adhesion. The transcript has a single exon. The record is from RefSeq and is a predicted model, not a curated record. Gene Ontology annotation, cellular component: plasma membrane. The coding region runs from base 86 to 727 and encodes 213 amino acids. NCBI's taxonomy places the organism in Eukaryota, Metazoa, Chordata, Actinopteri, Cypriniformes, Nemacheilidae. Gene Ontology annotation, molecular function: calcium ion binding.
CUGUCGACGCUGGAAAAAUUAUUGGAUAGCAUGCGUGAGUUCUCGUACGGUGAAUAAACAUCUAUUCUAGAUCAACUUUACCAAUAUGGAAACCGGACUCGCAAUUCGUUUCUUUGCCUGUAUGGUGGCUCUUCUUGUGUUUCCUAUGGAAGUCUUUUGUGCAGAUAUGAGCUACAAUCUACCAGAAGAAAUGAAGCGCCAGCAUGUUAUCGGAAAUGUGGCCAAGGAUCUCGGGAUUCAUGUAAAACAAUUAUCAGAUCGAAAGGCUCGAAUAGACACAGAGGAUAACAGCAAACGGUAUUGUGAUAUUAAUCUAAAUUCUGGUGAAUUAUUCGUUGUAGAGAGUGUAGACCGUGAGGAGCUUUGUCGUUCUCGAUUUUCCUGCAUUCUCAGUUAUGAGCUUGUACUUGAAAAUCCUCUUGAAGUGCAUCGCAUUUUACUACAAAUUCAGGAUAUAAAUGACAACGCACCACGAUUUCCAAAUGAACGCAUUAACUUUGAAAUCACAGAAUCAGCAGAUAAAGGACAGCGAUUCCGUUUGCUUGAUGCGCAUGAUUCAGAUAUUGGACACAACGCAGUGAAGAGCUACUCACUACAGAAAAAUGAACAUUUUACUUUAAGUGUUCGUGAUAGUGGAGAUGGAGGAAAAUACGCUGAACUCGUCCUUGAAAAGGAAUUGGAUCGUGAACAACAGAAGGAGAUGAAUAUGAUCCUUACAGCCACCUGAUGGUGGUACACCACAGAGAUCUGGUACUGCUGUUAUACACAUCACUGUUCUAGAUGCUAAUGAUAAUGCUCCAGUGUUCAGUCAGUCUGUUUAUAAGGUUACUCUGCCUGAAAAUACACAGCCGGGUACAUCA